Ectocarpus sp. CCAP 1310/34 is the source of this 4403-nucleotide messenger RNA. NCBI's taxonomy places the organism in Eukaryota, Phaeophyceae, Ectocarpales, Ectocarpaceae. The record is from the annotation of a GenBank genome assembly.
CAUCAUCACACCGAGCGUGACCUAACACGGAGGAAGACAGGCACCCCCACAAGCACAAUCAUCGCUUCUCAAAGGAUUUAUUCUGCUGUGCACGUGCUCGUCUUGCUCGCUGCGCUGCUGUUCUACCGGACGUACUACAGCCCCACCAACAACGAGCGCCGCAACACCAUGUCGGUCGAAAUGACUCCCGAGGCCGCGGCCAAGUUCAAAAUGUUUGAGGACAAGAUGAAGGCGGAAAACCUGAGCGCUGCGGCCAUCCUGGCGUUCAAGAACUCUUACGCUGCGCUGUCCUCUGGAUCGUCCGGUAUGAUCGAGGAAGCUUCCAUCGAUCCCGCCACCGAUGUACCGUACCUCGAGGGCGACAUCAAGGGCAAGGUCACCGGGGGCGAGGCUUAUCUGCCGGAAACCGUGGUGCUGAAGCUCAACGGCGGCCUGGGUACGUCCAUGGGACUCGACAAGGCCAAGUCGCUCCUCCCGGUGAAGGGGGACGACAGCUUCCUUGACCUCACCGCCAAGCAGGUGAUGGAGAUGCGCAAGACCUUCAAGAGCAACGUCCGGUUCAUGCUCAUGAACUCCUUCAGCACCUCCGAGGACACUCUGGAGUUCCUCAAGAAGUACCCGGAGCUUGCCAACGACCCCAACCUUGAGCUCGUGCAGAACAAGGUCCCAAAGGUGGAUGUGAACACGAUGGAGCCUGCGGCGUGGCCCGCGAACCCGGCGAAGGAGUGGUGCCCUCCCGGACACGGGGACCUCUACGCCGCGCUCUCCGGCUCGGGCAAGCUUGACGAGCUGCUGGCAGAGGGGAUCAAGUACAUGUUCGUGUCUAACUCGGACAACCUGGGCGCUACCCUUGACCUCGACCUAUUGGCGUACUUCGCCACCAGCGACAAACCUUUCCUCAUGGAGUGCUGCGAGCGGACGGAGAGCGACAAGAAGGGAGGGCACUUGGCCAAGCGCAAGGCGGAUGGGCAGUUCAUCCUGCGAGAGUCGGCGCAGUGCGCGAAGGAGGACGAGUCGGACUUCCAGGACACGGACAAGCACAAGUUUUUCAACACCAACAACCUCUGGGUCCGGUUGGACAAGCUUAAGGAGGCGAUCGACGCGUCCGGGGGCCUGAUCCCUCUGGCGAUGAUAAAGAACGGAAAGACUGUCGACCCGCAGGACGACACCUCUCCCAAGGUGUUCCAGCUGGAGACGGCGAUGGGCGCGGCGAUCGAGUGCUUCAAGGGCGCCGGGGCGGUGGCGGUGCCGCGGACCCGUUUCGCCCCGGUGAAGAAGUGCAACGACCUCUUCCUCCUCCGGUCGGACGCCUACGUGGUCAACGAGCACUACAACAUCGUACUCGCCCCGGAGAGGAACGGAGUCGCUCCCGUGGUCUCCCUGGACGCGAAGAAGUACAAGCUGGUGCAGCAGCUCGACGCCGCCAUGACGUCUGGGACUCCCAGCCUCAUCGGCUGCGACCGCCUGACGGUGUCAGGAGACGUGCAGAUGGCGGGCAGCACCGUAUUCAAGGGGACGUGCAGCGUGGUCAACAAGUCCGGGGAGAGCAAGGUGCUACCUCCCGGAGAGUACGCCGACGCCUCCAUCGACCUGUCCGAGGCCGAGGGAUUGGGCGCUCUUGCGGUGACCUCUGUGCCUUCCGCCCCGAUCGACGGGCAGAAGCCGGGGACUUCGGGCCUCCGAAAGCCAACGAAGACCUUCAUGAAGGACCCCUACCUGCACAACUUCGUCCAGUCGACGUUCGACGCCCUCAAGGGCACCGGCACCGACGUGACCCAGGGCACGCUGCUCAUCGGCGGGGACGGGCGGUACUUCAAUGACAAGGCCAUCCAGAUCAUUAUCAAGAUCGCGGCUGCCAACGGCGUGACCCGGAUGUGGGUCGGCCAGGACGGUCUGCUGUCUACCCCGGCGGCGUCGGCCGUCAUCCGUGAGCGCGGGCCGGAGUCCCAGAAGGCCUUCGGGUGCUUCAUCCUUACCGCGAGCCACAACCCCGGCGGCCCGGACGAGGACUUCGGCAUCAAGUACAACUGCGAGAACGGUGGCCCCGCCCCUGAGAAGCUGACCAACCUCAUCUACGAGAACACGCGCACGAUCUCGUCGUACAAGUCGUGCGAGGCCUUCCCAGAGGUUGACGUGAAGGCCAUCGGCGCCACGGAAGUCAAGGCGGCGGGCGGCGCCCGCUCGGUGACCGUGGACGUGGUGUCCGCCACCGACGAGCACGUGGGGCUCCUCAAGACCAUCUUCGACUUCUCGGCGAUCAAGGCCCUGCUGGCCCGCGAGGACUUCAGCCUGCUCUACGACUCCAUGCACGGCGUGCAGGGCCCUUACGCGAAGGCGGUGUUCGUUGACGAGCUCGGGGCAGACCCGUCUUGCCUGUCCAACGCCACGCCCAAGGACGACUUCGGCGGGGGGCACGCAGACCCGAACCUCACGUACGCCAAGGACCUGGUGAAGGCUAUGGGCCUGACCAACAAGGGGGCCAAGGACCCCGAGAGUGAGGGCAAGAAGGUGCCGUCUUUCGGAGCAGCGGCGGACGGCGACGCGGACCGCAACAUGAUCCUCGGCGACCGGUUCUUCGUGACCCCCUCGGACUCGGUGGCCAUCAUCGCGGCACAGGCCAACUGCAUCCCGUACUUCAAGUCCAAGGGCGGGCUCAAGGGGGUGGCCAGGUCCAUGCCGACGUCCGGCGCCCUCGACCUCGUCGCCAAGAAGAUGAACAUCAACUUCUUCGAGACACCGACGGGAUGGAAGUUCUUCGGGAACCUCAUGGACAGCAAAGAACUCGGAGGACAAGACUUUUCGCCGUUCAUCUGCGGCGAGGAGAGCUUCGGGACGGGCUCGGACCACGUGCGGGAGAAGGACGGCAUGUGGGCCGUCCUAGCGUGGCUGAGCAUCCUUGCCGACUUCAACAAGGACCCCGCUCAGAAGCUCGUUACCGUGGAGGACAUCGUGCGCCAACACUGGGCAACGUACGGCCGUAACUACUACACGCGCUACGACUACGAGGGGGUCUCGGCUGAGAGCGCCAACAAGAUGAUGGACCACAUGCGCUCGCACUUCGCGGAGUGGACCGAUGCUGAGAUGGACGGGUUCUCGAUCGCGAAGGCCGACGAGUUCGAGUACAAGGACCCCGUCGAUGGCUCCGUUGCCUCGAGGCAAGGCAUCCGCAUCCUCAUGUCCGACGGCUCGAGGGUAGUGUUUCGGCUCAGCGGGACUGGGUCUGUCGGCGCCACAAUUCGCAUGUACAUCGAGAAAUACGAGAAGGACGAGGAUAAGUUGGACCAGGUGCCGUCGGAAGCCCUGUCGGGCUUGGUCGCCCUCGGCCUGAAGCUGUCCCAGCUCAGGGAGCUCACGGGCCGCGAGAACCCCACCGUCAUCACGUAACAAGGCUACAAGCGCGAGUCCGGCAGUCGGGGCGCGCUGGAAAAUACGUGCCUCGUACCUACAUCGCACCCUCCCUGACGCUUCCCCAGCCUGUUUUCCGUGCGCUCUUUGUCUGAUUUUCGGUUGAUGUCACCGACAUUGUCGACGAAGUGCGGUUUCGAUGGCUCAGACGUGUCUCCUUGAGAGGGUUGAAGGGUUGGUGCAAGGUCUGCGUGGAUUCCUGUGGCGCGUGAUUCUGCUGGUCGAGCCCUAUUUCGGGCGGUCGAACGACCUCGGGUGACAGUUUCGCCGGGGGUGUCUCGUUGUGUGAGGGAUUUGUGUGUAGUUGUAAUCCGAAGGUCCCCGUGUGUGACCGCAGCACCGUAAUGUUUGGUGGCUGUUUCGUGUCUAGUGUUUCGGUGUGCCUUCUGUCUGCUCGCAAGCGAUUCGACCUUUAUUUUGGUGUUAAUGCGACUUGCUUGAAAGGGGCGACCUGUGGAGGGCGAGGCUGCUUCGUGAUUCCUCUCCCCCGCGCCUUUUGGCAACUUUGGGAACCUCGGUUCGCCGAAAAAAACGUCUCCACGUUGGGUCCAGCCCGAUCGAUUCCUUGGGCUAAGCCAACCGUACGGUUGUGGCUUGUGUGACAUUUUGAGGGCGCACUUAAGACUCGGCGAUGGGGGCCUCUCUUGCAUCCACCGACGUUUUGAGCCCCCUUUCGCGUACGUGUGGUGUUCGUUGUCGAGAAUGAGACGAAGCCUGUGAUGCGGACCGGUUCAUCGGCGGUGUCAGUUGUGUCCGGACCAUAAACCGUGGUUGUGUUGUUGUUAGUUGUGGUCGUCCGCGUUAGGAAAAACCGUUACGGUGCCCUCUCUAAGGUGUCCAAUCAUGAACAUGCGUGUUCACCCGACCAGUUUUUGCAUGAGAGCAGCGGAAGGCAGCGCUUCCUGCAGCUGUUACUACUACCCUAUGGGCCUCUCAUCGUUGGUUUGCUGUGUCUUCAACAUCAGCAUCACGGGUUGUUGGUAUGUCCGUACUUGGGA